Lobosporangium transversale is the source of this 886-nucleotide messenger RNA. RefSeq lists its product as hypothetical. NCBI's taxonomy places the organism in Eukaryota, Fungi, Mortierellomycota, Mortierellomycetes, Mortierellales, Mortierellaceae. The transcript has a single exon. The record is from RefSeq and is a predicted model, not a curated record. The coding region runs from base 72 to 641 and encodes 189 amino acids.
CUCAGCCUUACGGUCGGCUGGUGAAGCUGGAGGAGUACGAGCUGGCGAAGGAUAACGACUAGUUUUGGCACAUGCCGUUCUUAGGUAACAGCGAGCAGGUGGCAAGGAAGUUGCAGAGCUGUCUGAUCCAGUCUGGUAACGACGUUAUCAUGUGUCUUAAGGUGGAGGUGUACAGCCGUCUUCAGUCCGAGGACCCCCAUGCCGAUGCAUUCGUGGCUUUUCCAGGUAGCAAGGUGGUCAAGGUCGCCAGUCAGUUGUUCAAUCGUACCAGCCAGCUGAUGAUUGGAACAACCGCAUGGAGUGCUCUAGUGACGAUGGGAGUUGUGCUGACGAGUGGCAAAGUUAUUGUGGGGCCACAUAACAUCGUUUUCAAUCCUCACAGUGAGUCGCACAUAUGGCUCAAGAAGGUAGUGAGGAAUACCUGUACAACAAUGUGGAGCGUCAGACGCGGUCCAACUUUGACGAAGAGGCCACGUACGGCAAGCACGCUGCCGUACAUCCUCAGUUUAAAUCGCCCUUCACCAGUCCAGUGCUGUUGGCGACUUUGUGGCAUUUCAAGCAUCAGCAGAAGGGAUGGUCAGGCCUCAAGCUUGCUGCCUAUAUUUUCUACGAACUCUACAGUGACAAGGGCGUUGUGCUGAAGAAGCAGGUGGAGGAUUACUUGGCCCUGAUUCCGCAUGCCAAGCAAGGUAAUGGCGGGAUUUACAAAAAUCUGGAGCAAUUGGUCAAAGUCAUGAAGGCGGAAGAGACAAGGCCUGUCUCGGCGGAGGUUGAUAAAAAGCUGAGCGGUCUUGCAGACAAAAUACAAACAGAACUGACUCGUAUCAACACCGGUACUAUCACAGUCAACGUUGAGGCGCAGCUAAAGAGAAUACUACAACCGUGA